CGGCAUGGUCGGAGCUGCUGCGAACGUUUUCCCGUUCCGCGACGCUCGCUCCGCGCCGGACCCGGUGCUGGAGGCCGGCCCGCUGGCAUACGGGCCGCUGCCGGUGCCGCUGGUGCUGGACAACGGGUCAUUCCAGGCCCGUGCCGGCUGGGCGUGUCCCGGGCCGGACCCUGGCCCUGAGCCGCGCCUGCAGUUCCGUGCGGUAUGUGCCCGCGGUCGUGGGGCGGCGCGGGGCGGGCCGGGCCCGCAGGUGGGCAACGCGCUGGGCAGCCUGGAGCCGCUGCGCUGGAUGCUGCGCUCACCCUUCGACCGCAACGUGCCGGUUAAUCUGGAGUUGCAGGAGCUGCUGUUUGACUACAGCUUCCAGCACCUGGGUGUUUCCUCACAGGGCUGUGUUGAUCAUCCCGUAGUUUUGACUGAAGCUGUGUGCAACCCACUGUAUUCAAGGCAAAUGAUGUCCGAGCUUCUUUUUGAGUGCUAUGGGAUACCAAAGGUUGCCUACGGAAUAGACAGUCUCUUCAGCUUCUACCACAAUAAGCCAAAGAACUUGACUUCCAGUGCGCUCAUCAUUUCAUCUGGAUACCAGUGUACGCAUAUUUUACCCAUCUUAGAAGGGAGGUUAGACGCUAAAAACUGCAAACGCAUCAAUCUUGGGGGAAGCCAAGCAGCUGGCUACCUCCAGCGCCUCCUUCAGCUGAAGUAUCCCGGGCACCUGGCAGCCAUCACUCUCAGCCGCAUGGAGGAGAUCCUGCAUGAGCACAGCUACGUCGCUGAGGAUUAUGGAGAAGAAUUGCAGAAAUGGCGGUGCCCUGAUUACUAUGAGAACAAUGUCCACAAGAUGCAGCUCCCGUUUUCCAGCAAGCUCCUUGGCAGCACCCUGACCUCCGAGGAGAAGCAGGAGAGGCGGCAGCAGCAGCUGCGGAGACUGCAGGAGCUCAACGCCCGUCGGCGGGAGGAGAAGCUGCAGCUCGAUCAGGAGCGGCUGGACAGGCUGCUCUGCGUGCAAGAACUUCUAGAGGAUGGCCAGAUGGAUCAGUUUCACAAAGCCCUGAUAGAGCUGAAUAUGGACUCUCCAGAAGAGCUGCAGUCCUACAUACAAAAGCUCAGUUCAGCAGUGGAGCAAGCUAAGCAGAAAAUCCUUCAAGCAGAAGUCACCCUUGAGGUGGAUGUGGUAGACAGCAAGCCAGAGACCCCUGACCUGGAGCAGCUGGAGCCAUCCCUGGAAGACGUGGAAAGCAUGAAUGAUUUUGAGCCCCUGUUUUCAGAGGAAACACCUGAAGUGGAGAAGCCAGUUACCACUGUCCAGCCCGUGUUUAACUUGGCAGCAUAUCAUCAGCUGUUUGUUGGGACAGAAAGAAUUCGAGCUCCAGAAAUUAUUUUCCAGCCAUCUCUGAUCGGAGAAGAGCAGGCUGGGAUAGCGGAGACUCUUCAGUACGUCCUGGACAGGUAUCCGAAGGACGUCCAGGAGACGCUGGUUCAGAAUGUGUUCCUCACUGGUGGGAACAUGAUGUAUCCUGGGAUGAAAGCCAGGAUUGAGAAGGAACUGUUGGAGAUGAGGCCCUUCCAGUCUUGUUUUCAGGUUCAACUUGCCUUUAACCCUGUGCUGGACGCCUGGUAUGGUGCUCGUGACUGGGCCUUGGACCACCUAGACAACCACGAAGUCUGGGUCACCAGGAAAGAAUAUGAAGAAAAGGGAGGAGAGUACCUCAAGGAGCAUUGCGCUUCCAACAUCUACGUCCCCAUCCACCUGCCAAAACAGGCUUCACGUUCCUCGGACACCCAGGCAUCUGGCAGGAGCACAGGGGCCAGUGGAAGCAGUGCUGGAGAGCAUGCUUAGCAUAGGGCCGCUCCAGAGAGACUGCCCAGCUCACGAUGUCCUUGGGCCAUGCCAGCCGGUGGGACACAACAGCAACUGUACUAGAUGAUUCCAGCCAGAGUCUGGUGGUAACAGUUGCUGUGAAAUGGAUUUCUCCUAGGGAGAACAGAGUUAAGGACGCUGGGAGCUACCCAUUAGAAUUGUGUUCAUCUGGGGACUUCUGCAAUGAAGUACUUUUAGGUAGCCUCAUAGUGUCUUUGUGAAACUGUGGAUGAGCUGUGGCAUCAGCUUUCUAGCAGCUCCCUGCAACAGUAAAUGAAGACGGGGAGGAAGACAGAGACGUACAGAACACACAAGACUUAUUUCUUGCUGCAUUUUGAACCCUUUUUUGUUGUUUUUAAGAUUUAUAUUGUCCGUGUAGAUGUUUUAUUCUUCUGAAUUUGUUCAGGAAUUGUGUGAAUGCCCAGCAGGGGGUGGUCUUUCAUCUGUAUUAAAAGAUAAUGUUUAUGUAAUAAAAACAAUCACCCAUGGAAUCUCAGGAGCUGGAAAUAGUUCCCACGUCUCAUUGAGGUAACCAGCCUGUACAGAGUCACUCUGAUGUUAGGGGCUGCUUGGUGCCCAUGUCUGAAUGAGUAGAAAUGGGACUAGCAGCCUAGCUUUUGCCCUUGCUGUCUUUGCUGGAAGCAUUUCCACUGUACAGGGCCUUCCCGCAAAUAUUUAUGUCCCCUUGAGUUUGUUGGCUACUUAAUAUUUUCAGGCCUUUUUGAAGAAAUGGAGCCCUGGUGGCACAGUGCUUAAGAGCUACGGCUGCUAAUCAAAAAGUCAACAUUUCAAAUCCACUAGCUGCUUCUUAGAAACCCUAUUGGGGCAGUUCUACUUUUCCUGUAGGGUUGCUAUGAGUUGGAAUCGACUCAGCGGCAGCAGGUUUGGUUUUUGAAGAAAGAGAUUGGAAAAGAGUUAAUCAUCCGGCCUUUUUAGUUUUACCAUAACCUCACAUUCCCUUUACCCCCAUAAUUUCAUCUCAGAGGGACAAUAACCCCUCUCUUCUACAGAGAUUGCUCCUGAGACUUAACUCUUCAACACACCUAAGAACUGAACCCAGAGGGCCCCUCAGUCACUAACUUCAUGCCACAGAAUCCACAAUUGUAAAUCCCAUGGAACCUCCAGUCCACCCCUCUGAUAAGGCCACCACAGAACCUGCUUGCUCAUACAAUUUACCACGGGUAGUCAUCUGUAUCUCUAGCUCUCAAGAACUUAGAAACUGCGGAUAAGUAAGGGGUAGUGGUGGUGGUGGAGAAAGUAGAACAUCCAAGGGAAUGCAAGACCUCCUAUGGCAUUGUGCAGUUAAACCAUUGACCAUUGAGGGCAGGGCCCAAGGACCGAUGAGGUGGUGAUAGGCCUGAGCUACUAUGAAAGGGUAGAUGUGAAGAAGGCAGGGCCAACCUCCACGUGACAGAGGUUUCCCUAUCACAGUUCCAGGGAGAGGAAUGUUGCUAAUUGCUGUCAGAGGCCUGGCGGUCUUUCUCCCACGGUCAGCAGAUCAAAUAGCCUGAACGGGAGGAGCGGCAGAGAUGAGGUCAAAAGACUGUCAUGUGAUCAAGCCCUUACCGGUCUGCCUACAGCCUGACUGAGGAGGUGUGAUGGGGAAGGAUCCUGGACUCGGCAGGUAAGAUGGGACACAGCAUGGCCAAACAAGCUUAAAGCUGGACCUACUCGAUUGUCUGUGGGCUGCAACUGCAGGAGGACAUUUGAGGCUGUGGUGAGAGACAGGCCGUGGGGCUGAGCCUUGAGCUCCCCUGUUUCACCCCUCACCCCUUGCAUUAAACAUACCAUGACCUUCAGUGACCACCUCUGCGUGUGCGGUUCUUAUGGAAUCCUGCUGAUCCUUCUCCAGUGCACUAGGCAGGGAUUUGCUACUCUCAGGGUCCCUCAGCACCUCACACAGAUCACUAACAGAGCACUCCAAAUACCUUGGGCUUUGUCUGCACUCCAAGAUGGUCUCUUCUAAACUGUGAAAUGUGUUUCAUUCAGCUUGGAGUAUCGAGUCCAGUGCUGAAUUUGGAGGGUGUCAGGGGCUCACAGGAUUUUUAAUGAAUGACCAACUGGAUGGGUAAAUGAAUGAUUAAAUCUGAACAAAGAGAAUUUGAGGUAGCUCAGUCUGUUGAGAGGAACAAAUCAGGAGUCCACACUGAGGGCUUUCCCUUGGUCAGGUAGCCCUACUCAUAGAGACAUCUGGAUGUGCCUCUGACCCUGCCAUGAUCCUUGGAGAGAAGGUGGAUCUGUCUGUAGCCAGUGUUCUGGUGUCAGCUGCCAAGGAAUGGACUCCCAAUGCCCAGUUGAGAGCUCUUGUCUGUGGGACUUCAGAAAGAAAAGAUGGCACAGGGAAGGGAUAGUCUAUCCAGUGGGUCUCUGGGACCACUUAGCUUCAGAUUUGAGUUUGAAGGUUGAGUGACCACCUAAAAUGAGCAGGACACCUCCCCCCAGCUAAAGUGGUAGGGGCUAUACCCCUUGCUGCCCACUUACUCUUUCUCUGCUCCCUGCUGGCAUCUCUGGAAAGAAACAGUUUCACAAAAGGAAGGUAAGAUAGUGGAAUAAGUUAGGAAUGAAAUGUUAAAAUUGUGGGCAGAGAAGGCUAAAACAAGAAAUGGAGAAGUCAAGUUCAUGCAAAUACAAUAAGCAAAGAUUGUUUGGUAGAGGCCUACCUAAUGGAUUAAGUGAAUAAAUGAAGCCUGUCAUUUCGGGAAUUUCAUAUUAAAUUAUUACAAGAAAAUGAUAAGACAUGGGAGGAUUAAAAGGUAUAGGCAAAGAGACUGCCUGUUUACCAAACAUAUUUUUCUUUCGUCCUGGGCACACAGCUAAACUACAUUUCCCAGCCUCCCUGGGCAGCUGUACCUGUGCCCAUUUAAUUUCUGGCAAAUGGAAUAUUGUUGGAAGAGAUGUACACCAUUUCCCAUGAGAGAAUCUUUCCUCAUUCACUGAGUGGAGAGAAGUCUAAGGCCCAAGAGGAGCAUGGAGCUACAAAAUGGAAGGAGCCAAGAGGCCCUGAGAACACUGAGCUUAUCUGUAACGGCAGCUAGCGUUAUUCUAACUGAAACAGGUUACAAACAAGAAUUUGAAAGCCAUUUGUGUUUAUCAGGGGGAUUUGUUAGCUAGGAAAAAAAAAAAAAAAAGUAUGAAAUGAGAGCAGUAUAACAGAGUUAUUUCUUCACUUAGGAAAUGGGAGUAAUUCCAUUCAUCCAGUGGGAAUGUUAAAUGAGGUAAUGAAUGCAAUUCCCUAAGGAUUUCAGGAAACACAGACUAAGCUGACCCAGAAGGACCCCCUUCCGGCUAUAAAUGUAGAAAAGCUGAAUAAAACAAGAAAAUUGUAAUGCUGAACUUGAGAGAGAGGGAAAAUCAUAGAUACCAGAAAUGAAUACAGAAAUCAAAGCCAGAAUAGUAACCAAAAGCUGACACUGAACCAUCCCGUGGGAGUUUCAUACAGAGAAAUGAGUCCUAGGGGUGGGUGGGAACAGGUUCUAAUGCUCAAGUACGUACCAGAGAUGUGGCCCUGGGCCCUCAUCAAGUGAGGAAGCUGGAAUAAGCUCCCUGAAUAAAUAAUACUAAAGCAGCGAGGGUAACCUCAAAAACGCUAGUAAUAGAGUGUCUAAAGCCAAACACAAAAGGGAAGAAAGCCAAAUCAAUAAUAAAGGGAGCAGGGAGCAAAGCAGUAGAAAUGAGUUCAAAUAUAGUAAUAAUCAUAAUGUAAAGAGAUUAAAGCUGACCUGUCAAAAAAAAAAGGAAAACAAAUUGAUUGGAUUUUUAAAAAAUACAGCAGCACACUGUAAAAGCACAUUAAAAACAUGGUAAAAAGAUAGAUGAAGGGAUAGGAUAAGCUAAACUAGACAGAUGAAUACCAAACAAUUUAUCUGCUAUAGUAAUCUGAACAUCAGGCAAAAUAGUCUUUAAAGCAAAAAAAAAGUAGAGAAUAUUUACUUAGUAAUAAAAUAAAUCAUGGGAAGAUAUAGCAAUCCUGAAACUAACCUGUGUGCCCCUAAUAAAAGAGCCUUAAAACAUAGAAAGCACAAAUUGACAUAGUGUGAGAUUUACAAAUGAAAAAUGCCUGGCCCAUAGGAGCUCAGUAUUUAGGAGCUGUAAUUAUUAUGAGACCCAGAAAGAGGGUAGGCCUGGUACUUCUUGGCAGCAGAGCAGAGUCCAGGAGUGGUCAAUUCGUAUAGGAUCAAAGGGGAACUUGGGGCUGGGGCAGUUAUACCUGGAUUCCUAGCUUCUUUCUGGGCCCUCCCGUUCCACCCUGAAGACUGCUAUGCUCAGGAAGAAGGGAGGACCCUGAGCUGGAAGCCACAUACUUCUUCCUCUACUUUAGCAGCAGCCUCUCUGCUGGUCCCUCCUCUCAAAACCGUUAUGGGACAUUCCUACAGUAGAAACAGACAUCUGCAAAAGUUUUUGAAGGAAAAUUUGAGGCAAAUCUCUCAAACACAUUCUGGUAACCCUGAGAUUUCUGGGAUUCCAGCCUCUCCCUCCACCCACCAUACAUUUCAUUCUUAUUUGCUUCCCCUUCCUGUCUGCCUCCCCCUCAGCCCUUGGCAGCCAGGGCAGCCCCAGGAGUUUCUCUCUUUUGCCCAGCAAACCUCAGGGGCAUAGGAUCCUAUCCCAACAACUCUGCCUUUCUGUUCAUUCCUCACUAUGCCACAUAGCCAAGAGCCUCACCUUUGGGAGCUGCCACAGUCAGGACCAGUGUGGGCAUCCCAACUCAAGUCAGAACACAGGCACUGGGAAGUUCCAUGAAUAGACUAACCCACUCACUGGUGUUUCCCUUUCUGUUCUUUUUCUUCUAUGAUGUUCUCCCUCUGCUUUUCAUUGUCCAGUUCAACUCGCACUCAUGAGUGCUCGCUCGGUCCAGGUGUUCUUGUCUCUGCUCCCUGCCCACUCUGUUCCUUCUGCUUUCCCAGGCCCAGGAAGCCACAUGGAGUGCAGAGGUCCUGUUGAUUCAGGAGACAUUGCCCAGAGCAAAUAUUUUAACUGACCAAAGUCCGGGGGAAGUCAAGAUGGAGUCUGGUUGGAUGACCAGGCUGAGUGUGGGAGGAGUCUGAGUACAGGUGGGCAGCUGUUAAGCCUUAGGGAAGGAAAUAACUUGUCCAUGAGAAUGGAGGAGUCCUAGAAGAGCAGAACCAGAGAUCAUCAAAGAAGCUUUGCACCCCGGAGAGCGCCCCAUCCACCUAUAAGGAUUCAGCAUUGGCAAUGAAAGAGGAAAAGAAGGGGCUUGGAAAGUGCACAGGACCAGAGCUGACAGCCUUGGAAAGACACCACUUCUAGGGGAGAGGGAGACACCUUGGAAGCUAGAGGUGAUGUAAACGGAACAAGGAAGGGCUAGUGACAAGAGACUUAGUAAAGUAAGACAGGGCCAGAGGAAGCGUGAUCACAAAAAUGUGCCAAGUAUUAAUCUGUCCUUCAUUUUU
Messenger RNA from Loxodonta africana (African savanna elephant), 7269 nucleotides. It is a transcript of the gene ACTR5, whose product is annotated as actin related protein 5. The record is from RefSeq and is a predicted model, not a curated record. NCBI's taxonomy places the organism in Eukaryota, Metazoa, Chordata, Mammalia, Proboscidea, Elephantidae. The transcript is spliced from 9 exons. Gene Ontology annotation, biological process: regulation of DNA-templated transcription. Gene Ontology annotation, cellular component: cytoplasm; Ino80 complex. Bases 5 to 1837 code for a protein of 610 amino acids.